Molecule: messenger RNA, 4164 nt
Organism: Heterotrigona itama
Lineage: Eukaryota; Metazoa; Arthropoda; Insecta; Hymenoptera; Apidae
Source: the annotation of a GenBank genome assembly
AUGGUGGUGCCAUUAAGUUCUAAAGCUAAUGCAACAGCAUCUUUGCUCUUAAAAUUAACGUAUCCAAAUCCUUUGCCAACUCUACUGUCUUUGUCUUGAACUAUUCUCACAGAUUCUAUUUCACCACACUGUUUAAAAUGUUUCCUAAUUGUAUUAAUGUCAAUGUCUGAAAAUUAUAGUGUAUUAUAGUAUUAAAUAAUUUUAUGCUUACUCUUUACUACUUUUAUUCUAAUAUAUUUACUUACUAAAAUGUAAGUUUCCUAUGAAUACAGCUUUUUUUGGAUCAUAGUCAUUAUCUGAUUUGUGACUUGCACGCACUUGUAAAUAAUUUCCUUCAAAUAUUUCUCCAUUUACAGACAAAGCUUUUUUAACAGACUCUUCAGAUUCAAAUUUAACAAAUGCAUAAAUUGAUUUCAAUUUAGAAUGUAAAUCAUUCGUGAUAGCUGCAGUUCGUUUUGGUAUAUUUAAAGAUUUUGGUAUUUUACCUCUUAAACGUACAGUAUCAAUUUUCCCAAAUUUCUUAAAUAACUUCUCUACUUUUUUUUUUGUAAUAUUCUUUGGGAGGUUAUUGACAAAAAUUGUUCGUUUAUCUUUUUUUAAAUCUUCUAAGUAAGAAUCCUCUUCACCAGAAUUAUUUAUUGAAUUACUUUUUUCAACUUUUUCUUCCUCUGAUUCUUCAUCUUCUUCAUCACUUAUAUCGUCAUCUUCAUCAUUAUCAGUUGGCUCAAUAAAAUCAUCAUCAUCAUCAUCAUCAACAAUACUAUUACCCAAAAGUACUUUUAGACUCAAAGAUUCAUUAGCCUCUUCUUCACUUUCUGAUUCCUCAUCUUCUUCUUCACUCUCUGCUUCUUUAUCCUCUUCUUCCUCCCCUAGUUCCUCAUCUUCUUCAUCAUAACUAUUAUCACUAUCUGCUUUAUCUUCAUCGUCGCUGUCAUCAGUUGUAAAAUCUUCUACAUUAUCAAUGAAAUCAGUGCUCUUAUUUGAUUUUAUUCCACCAAACAUUUUUACUCUUUUCUUUAUUUGUACAUCCUUGUCGUCUUUAUAAUCUUCAUCAUCCUCAUCAGAUUCAUCAGCUAGACUGGUUCCAAGAAUAUUUGACAAGGUUCUUUCUUCUUCGCUUUCACUGUCAUCAGAUGAUUGACUUUCAUCACUAUUUUCCAUUAUGCUAUCUUGUAAUACAAUUCCUUCAUUGAUGUCAUCUAAAUCAGAUUCAUUCUCUUUGGCUUUUAUUGAAUUCUUUUUUUUUAAUUGUUUUGUAGAUUUUUCUUGUUUUUUAAUAUUUUUCUUUUUUAAUCUUUUAUCCAUUUUCUGAGGUGUAUUAUUUUCCAUGCUGUUAUUAUCUAACAGUUUCGAUUCAUCAAUCAAUACAACUUUUCCAGUUGGUGUUUGUUUGGAUUUUUGAUUUUUUUUCUUUUGUACAAAUCCAUGUUUUAGCGUGUUUAGAAAGUUUUUAGAAGUUAGAUCUUUAUUUUCCUUUAAUAGUUUAACCAUUUUUAUUAAGAACUUUAUGUAGUCGUUUGAAGUAAAAGUUAUUCUGUUAUAAAUACAAAAAACUGAUUAAAGUUUUUUACAUAUUUUUAUUCUGUUUCAAAUAAUUUAAAUUUCAUUCAAAGUCGUUAAUUCCACGUGUAAUACAUUGUGCACUAGUUAGUUGAUUUGAUACAAACUAUUGAUAAUUAAAUCAUCAAAUAUUAAAAAUUAAUUAUUAAUAUAUUUGAUAAGAAAUAACAUUAAAUACUCACCACAAAUACGUGUAUACAAGACAAAUCGUCAAAAAAUAGUAACUUAAUCUCAAUACACCGAUUCAGAAUCAAAACGCUUCAGCGCCAACAGGAAGAACAGACUCAGCCAUUAAUAUUUUAUAUCGGUUUUUCAAAUAUCAACGUACUAACGUAAGACGAAAUUCUCUACGUCAGAACAUUUCAAAUAAAAUUUCCCUAUCUAACAGUUGAUUGUAAUACUGUAGCUUUUAACUAUAUUUAAAAUUGUUAUAAAAUAUAAACACUCUAACUACAAAAUAAAUAUAUACAUAUGUUGUAUUACUAAAUGUGAUUUAUUGCAGUGUUAUGUGUAAAUGUUAUAUCAAUCUGGAAGAAGAGGUUAUGUUUGAAAGUAUAUUUAUGAUCUUGUAAGAUCCUUAAUUUAUAUAAUCGUUCGUUACGCAAAUUAAUAUAUUGAUUUUUGAGGAAGAUUUAGGUAAAUUUUCGUCCACAUUAUGUUUUUCUAUGAUAAUAUAGAAUUAGGUUAAUUAUUGAACUAAGUGCAAGCUGCUAGAAUCAUGUGAUUGUAUUUUUCAUAUUUCAGGUACUUUAUUUAUGUAUAAUGGAUGAAACAGAAUUGUUUCAUAUUUUUCUUCAAAUACACCAACCUCAAUUAGAAUCGUCUGGGGUACCAAGAAUAUUCUGGUUUACUUUGUUAAAAAAACUUCAAUAUCAAACAUUUGACUCUGGUUUGAUGUUUCAGUUGAUGAAAGUUGAUUAUGACAAUGAUAAGAAAGAUUCAAAAGAUCCUGUUUGGAAGCUCUUUGUUUCAUGCGAGAAAGGUAUUUCUGCUCGGGAUUCAAAUAAUAUUUUUUUGAUAGAUCAUGCAUGGACAUAUGAUGUCAACAAUGCCAAGCAAAAUUUAUCAACGAUACCAGAUUUGUUAGAUCGUAUGUGUUCUUUAAUGGGUUUUGACAUUGAUGCAAAUAAAGAUGAAAAAAUAGAUUUUGUAUUAAAUGAAAUGUGGAGAUACAAUCAAUCUUUUUCUGUAAGUAGUGGAUCGAUAGAGGAUAAAAUGCCAAUUUGGUAUAUCAUGGAUGAAGUUGGAUCAGCAAUAAAUCAUAGUGAUGAACCCAACUUUAGAACAGUGCCAUUUUUAUAUUUACCAGAGCGUGUUACUUACACUCUUUUGUUUCCUAUAGAAAAUGUUGAUUGUAACGGAGAAGUCACAAGAGACUUUGUAGAAGGUCAAACAAAUAACAAAAGAAUUCGGCAAGCUUUAUUGUUACCUUGGAUAGAAACAUCAUUUAUCGAAGAAGGUUUUUUGCAAAUAGAACCGAACGAAAAUUACUUUUUAGCAGGACAUAUUCGUGAAAGUUUACCAGAUAUAGUGGACAUUAACUGUCGAACACAUGAUACGAAAUUAAGAGUUUUUUCACAAUAUGCAUAUGUAAAUGAAUAUCUCGAUGACCCUAGAUUUGAAAUUGUUAACAGUGAACAUCAGGCGGAUAUUUUGUGGUACACCUCACAUUUCAAGGAAUAUAAAGAACUAAGCUUUCAAUCGCCAUAUGUUUUCGUGAACCAAUUUCCAUUUGAGAAUGUUCUGACUAUUAAAGAUUUAUUGUCGAUUAUAUGUAGACGAAAGGCGACGGAAAGAUACUUUGCUCCUGACACACUUGAAACUUAUCCAAGCUGGCUACCAACUACUUUCAAUUUAAAUACAGAAUUGGUGCAAUUUGUCGCAUACUUUGAACGAAGGAAAUCAAUGGGUUUAGACAAUCAUUGGAUUUGUAAACCUUGGAAUCUUGCUAGAGGAUUAGACACACACAUUACAAAAAAUUUGUCCUAUAUUUUACGAUUGCCUAGCACAGGGCCGAAGAUCGCACAAAAAUAUGUUACGAAUCCUGUUUUAUACAAAAGGCCGGAAAUUGGGAAAGUUAAGUUCGAUAUACGAUAUAUAGUGAUGCUUAAGCGUGUAAAACCUCUGAAGGUGUUUGCCUAUAAAAACUUUUUCUUAAGAUUUGCGAAUAAAGAGUUCGCUUUAAAUAAUUUCGACGUGUACGAGCAACAUUUCACGGUUAUGAAUUAUUCAGAGGACACGCCACUUUGUCACGUAAAGUGUGCGAACUUUAUCGUAGAAUGGCAGAAGCAGUACCCCGACUUUUCAUGGAAAGAAUAUGUCGAGCCAAAAAUCUUCCACGUAUUCAAGCAGGUUUUCGAGGCUGCAGUCCAGGAAAAACCACCGAAAGGAAUUGCGGAAAGCCCACAAAGCAGGGCUGUAUACGCGAUCGAUUUGAUGCUCGAGUGGAAUAAGAAAACGAUACAGCCCGUCUUAUUGGAAGUUAAUUUCGCACCUGAUUGUAAACGAGCUUGCGAGUAUUAUCCAAAUUUCUACAACGACAUAUUCAAAUGCCUGUUUCUGGACAUUAAUAAUCCCGAAGUAUUUCACGAUGUAUCCAUAUAA